AUGGCGAAUAGCUCGCACUUUGCACUUCAGAGAAGGUGUCACUGCCAGCAGGAUAAGAUGAGUAUCCUCUAUCAUAUCCUGAACCACAGGAGGCAUCUGUACUUGCCUCCGUGCAGCUGCCGGGAGAAGGUGGCUCUGGGCUCCCCCUUCGUGGCCGGCAAGGCAGCCUCGGAGGUGCUGCUAAAGACGGUGUACUUUAUCAAGAACCUGCCCUCGUUCAGGGGACUGUCCAAGGCUGACCAGCUGCUGUUGCUGGAGAACUGCUGGGCUGCCCUGUUCGUGCUGGGCUUGGCCCAGGAAGGGGUGGACUUCGAGGUGGCGGGACCGUCCAACACCAGCAUCUUGAAGGAGAUCCUCAUGAAGCAGAGGGUGGCGGCGGCGGAGAGCGAGGAGAGGACGGGCAGCGAGCCCACGGCGGCAGAGGUGCAGAGAGUCAAGGCAUUCCUGGCUCAAUGUUGGAGGAUGGACUUCAGCACCAAGGAGUACGUGUAUCUAAAGGGGGUCGUGCUGUUCAGCCCAGACGUGUCGGGCUUGCGUUGCCCCCAACACAUCCUGUGCCUACAACAGGAGGCUGAGCAAGCGCUGACGGAACACACCCAGUGCAUCCACCAGCAGGACACACGUCGACACGGCCAGAUAGAGCUGGCGCUGGCCUCCUUGAGGGGCAUCAGCCCCCACAUCGUCACACAACUCUUCUUCCGACCUCUGAUCGGAAACGUCCAGAUGAACGCCCUGUUGGUGGAGAUGCUCAGCGCCAGCUAGUCGCCUGCCAGCGCAAGAACAAACCCUUCCUGGGACCAACGACAACCCUUUCUGCUGGAGAUGUUAACUUAUUUAUCACAGUUGUGUUUUGCAGAUGUUUACAUAUAAAGUGUUUUAA
This is a messenger RNA of Amblyraja radiata (thorny skate), 880 nucleotides long. RefSeq names its product nuclear receptor subfamily 0 group B member 1-like. The transcript is spliced from 2 exons. NCBI's taxonomy places the organism in Eukaryota, Metazoa, Chordata, Chondrichthyes, Rajiformes, Rajidae. The record is from RefSeq and is a predicted model, not a curated record. Gene Ontology annotation, cellular component: nucleus; cytoplasm. Gene Ontology annotation, molecular function: transcription factor binding; transcription corepressor activity. Gene Ontology annotation, biological process: negative regulation of transcription by RNA polymerase II. Bases 1 to 762 code for a protein of 253 amino acids.